Messenger RNA from Colletotrichum phormii, 1381 nucleotides. Its product is annotated as mitochondrial carrier domain-containing protein. The record is from RefSeq and is a predicted model, not a curated record. Gene Ontology annotation, biological process: transmembrane transport. Lineage: Eukaryota; Fungi; Ascomycota; Sordariomycetes; Glomerellales; Glomerellaceae. The transcript has 3 exons. Gene Ontology annotation, molecular function: transmembrane transporter activity. The coding region runs from base 416 to 1381 and encodes 321 amino acids.
CAGCGACCGUCAGCGAACAGACGUUAGAAGAUUUGUUCAGUUUCCUCACGAUCCCGGAAGAAAAUCACCGAUUCUCAAACACGCUCUCCAUCAAUUGAGACCCCUCAGCCUCAUUGCGGAAGCCUCAAUUCCUGCUGUUUUAGCUUCCCGUCAUCGCCACACAGAGAAACGAAUCACGACGGACGCCUCGCCGUGCCAUCUCGGAUCGCGCCGCUUGGACGGGCACCCACAGACGAUCCCAACCAUCUGACCUUGAAAAACCUCGCACACCCGGGCCCGAAGCCCACUCGUCCAUCACCGAAAGCAAGAGGCAAGCGAGCAGCCGUCUGUCCGCUUUGCUUGUCUCUCUCUGUCAUCCAUUCCUACUGCGUCUUAGAGUUUCUGCGCCAGGUCCCACGAGGACAAUACCGGAUGCAUGUCGCCCAGCGGCGAACGCCUCAAGGAUGAGGGCUCCCGCCUGCAGGUUGUAACGGCCGGCGCCACCGCCGGCCUGUUUGCUCGCUUUGUCAUUGCCCCCCUCGAUGUCGUCAAGAUCCGCCUGCAGCUGCAGACGCACUCGCUCUCCGACCCUCUGUCGAUCCGAUCAGCCAGGGGCGGGCCCGUGUACAAGGGCACCCUGAACACCAUGAGGCACGUCAUCGCCAACGAGGGCAUCACCGGCCUGUGGAAGGGUAACGUCCCCGCCGAGAUGAUGUACGUGUGCUACUCGGCCGUCCAAUUCACGACGUAUCGCACGACGGCGCAGUUCCUCAAAACAGCUUUUGACAACCGCCUACCAAACGCCGCCGAGUCCUUCCUCGCCGGAGCCGCUGCCGGCGCCGCCGCCACGACAGCCACAUACCCCCUCGACCUCCUACGGACCCGAUUCGCGGCGCAGGGUAACGACCGGGUGUAUACGAGCCUCCGGCGCGCGGUGGCGGAUAUCUACCGGGACGAGGGCCCGCGCGGCUUCUUCCGCGGCCUCGGACCCGGCGUGGCGCAGAUCGUGCCGUACAUGGGCAUCUUCUUUGCUCUAUACGAGGGCCUGCGGCUGCCGCUGGGCGAUCUGCAUCUGCCGUGGGGUGGCGGCGACGCCACGGCCGGCGUCGUGGCCAGCGUGCUGUCCAAGACGGCCGUCUUCCCGCUCGAUCUGGUGCGGAAGCGCAUUCAGGUCCAGGGGCCGACGAGGUCGCGGUACGUGCACAAGAAUAUCCCCGAGUACCCCGGCGCGGUGCGCGGUUUACGCAUCAUUUUUGCGAAAGAGGGAAUUCGCGGGUUGUAUCGGGGCCUCAUGGUGAGUCUUAUCAAGGCUGCGCCUGGCAGCGCGAUCACGGUGUGGACGUAUGAGAGAGUUUUGAGGAUGUUGCAGAGGCUUGACGGUUCUGAUGACCAGCGAUUUUGA